UGGGCGGAGGAAGCGCGGGACUCCUCCUCCCCGCCGUAUUAACAUGCACCCAGGGGCGGGUGACCAGCCCAGCCUCGCCGCCCCUGCCCGCCGCUGCGUCCCGGCGCUCAGUCUCCGCGCCAGAGGCGAGCCUUGCGCUCUGGGCGCCGCAAUCGAGAGGACACGGCCUCGCAGACACCUUCCUCCGGCGGGGAGCGGCGGGACCGGCAGCGCCUGGCUGGGCGCCUUCCCAUCACCUCGCUGAGGGGCGUCCCCGGCCGCGGGACCACCGUUCUGGCCCGAGCUCCGAGGUUCGUAGGACGGACGGACAGACGGACAGACGCCACCAGCGAGUUCCGGACUGGAACUGCGGGCAGCGGCAAGAAACAGUGAGUGGGACUACUGGAUCACUUCUAUUGACAACAGUUCAUACCUUUCCUUGGGACACUUUCCUCAGAAGACCAGCUCACGUCCAGUUUGCUCCGCUAUCCUCCCAAAUUCACAGGGUUCUUCUAGAGCAGACAUCUUUAGUCUCCCCAAGACUGAGCAGUUGAGCAUCACAUACCAGGAGUGGCAUCCGCAUAACAGUAUCAGCAAAGGCGGCAACUUGAAGCUUGUACCUCCUUCUGGAUUGGAAGCAGUAGAAAUGAAAGCGUGAUCGUCAAAGGUUACAUCUGCUCUGGGACGUGCUGAAUGUCACUCGAAGGUCCCUGUGUCUGCUUCAGAGAACUCCUGUUGAAUGACAAGGACGCUGAGCACAGUUUUUUCCCAAGACGGGUCUGGAACUUAACGGGGUUCCCAUGACCCCUGCGAUUGCUUCCAGUCAGCAAUGAAAGGCUUAUCGGGUAGCCGCAGCCACCACCACGGGAUCACCUGCGAGUCGGCCUGUGACUCACUGUCACACCACUCGGACCACAAGCCCUACUUGCUGAGCCCCGUGGACCACCACCCCGCGGAUCAUCCUUACUACACCCAGCGGAAUUCCUUCCAGGCCGAGUGUGUGGGGCCCUUCAGUGACCCGCUGGCCAGCAGCACGUUCCCACGCAGGCACUACACCUCGCAACAGGAGCUGAAGGACGAGAGCGCCCUGGUGCCACGCACACUGGCCACCAAGGCCAAUCGCAUCCCAGCCAACCUGUUAGAUCAAUUUGAAAGGCAGCUGCCCCUCAGCCGGGAUGGCUACCACACGCUCCAGUACAAGCGCACCGCUGUGGAGCAUCGCAGCGAUAGCCCAGGCCGCAUCCGACACCUCGUCCACUCGGUCCAGAAGCUCUUCACCAAGUCGCAUUCCCUGGAGGGGCCAUCCAAAGGGAGCGUCAAUGGGGGCAAAGCCAGCCCCGACGAGUCGCAAACUGUGAGAUAUGGCAAGCGCAGCAAGAGCAAGGAGAGGCGGUCAGAGUCAAAAGCCAGAUCCAAUGCCUCCAACGCUUCCCCAACCUCUCCCAGCUGGUGGAGCUCAGAUGACAACCUGGAUGGCGACAUGUGCCUCUACCACACGCCCUCGGGUGUGAUGACCAUGGGCAGGUGCCCCGACCGCUCCGCUUCGCAGUACUUCAUGGAAGCCUACAACACCAUCAGUGAGCAGGCGGUGAAGGCCUCCCGGAGUAGCAAUGAUGUUAAGUGCUCCUGUGCUAACCUGCCGGUAGUCAGUCUGGAUGCCCCGCUUCUGAAGAAGAGUGCCUGGUCCUCCACUCUCACCGUGAGCAGAGCCCGAGAGGUUUACCAGAAAGCCUCGGUGAACAUGGAUCAGGCCAUGGUGAAGUCUGAAGCUUGUCAACAGGAGCGGUCCUGCCAGUACCUACAGGUUCCCCAAGAUGAAUGGACAGGGUACACACCUCGUGGGAAAGAUGAUGAGAUUCCAUGCCGAAGGAUGCGAAGUGGCAGCUACAUCAAAGCCAUGGGGGAUGAGGACAGCGGAGACUCAGACACGAGCCCCAAGCCUUCUCCCAAAGUGGCUGCGCGGAGAGAAAGCUAUCUCAAGGCUACACAGCCCUCCCUCACGGAGCUCACCACACUCAAAAUCUCCAAUGAACACUCACCCAAACUCCAGAUCCGGAGUCACAGUUACCUGAGGGCCGUGAGUGAAGUCUCCAUCAACAGAAGCCUGGACAGCCUGGACCCUGCAGGCUUGCUCACGUCGCCAAAGUUCCGCUCCAGAAAUGAGAGCUACAUGCGUGCCAUGAGCACCAUCAGCCAGGUGAGCGAGAUGGAGGUGAACGGACAGUUCGAGUCCGUGUGUGAGUCUGUGUUCAGCGAGCUGGAGUCGCAGGCUGUGGAAGCUCUCGACCUGCCCAUGCCUGGCUGCUUCCGCAUGCGGAGCCACAGCUACGUGCGGGCCAUCGAGAAGGGCUGCUCCCAGGACGACGAGUGCGUCUCCCUGAGGUCGUCCUCCCCUCCCCGCACAACCACCACGGUGAGGACCAUCCAAAGCAGCACCGGUGUCAUAAAACUGAGUUCUGCCGUUGAAGUGUCAUCUUGCAUUACAACAUAUAAGAAGACACCACCUCCAGUCCCACCCAGAACCACCACGAAACCUUUCAUUUCUAUCACAGCCCAGAGUAGUACAGAGUCUGCGCAAGAUGCCUACAUGGAUGGACAGGGCCAGCGCGGAGACAUGAUCAGCCAGUCUGGCCUCAGCAACUCCACCGAAAGCCUGGACAGUAUGAAGGCUCUGACGGCCGCCAUCGAGGCCGCAAAUGCCCAGAUCCACGGCCCAGCAAGUCAACACAUGGGCAAUAAUGCCGCUGCUGCCACCACUGCCACCACCAUAGCCACUGUCGCCACCGAGGACAGGAAGAAAGACUUCAAGAAAAACCGAUGCCUCUCUAUUGGGAUUCAGGUGGAUGAUGCUGACGAGCCUGAGAAGCCAGGGGAGAACAAGGCACCCAGUAAGUUCCAGUCCGUGGGUGUGCAAGUCGAAGAGGAGAAGUGCUUCCGCAGGUUCACUCGGUCCAACAGUGUGACCACUGCAGUGCAGGCUGACCUGGACUUCCAUGAUAAUCUGGAAAAUUCUCUGGAAUCUAUAGAGGACAAUUCGUGUCCCGGCCCGAUGGCCAGGCAGUUCUCCCGGGACGCCAGCACAUCCACUGUCAGCAUCCAGGGUUCGGGAAACCAUUACCAUGCCUGCGCAGCCGAUGAUGACUUUGACACGGAUUUUGACCCCUCCAUCCUGCCUCCUCCGGACCCCUGGAUUGACUCUAUCACAGAAGACCCUCUGGAGGCCGUUCAAAGGUCCGUGUGCCACCGGGAUGGCCACUGGUUCCUGAAGCUUCUCCAGGCAGAGCGGGACCGCAUGGAAGGCUGGUGCCAGCAGAUGGAGAGGGAAGAGCGGGAAAACAACCUCCCGGAGGACAUUCUAGGGAAAAUCCGAACCGCGGUGGGCAGCGCCCAACUUCUCAUGGCGCAGAAAUUCUACCAGUUCAGAGAGCUGUGUGAAGAGAACCUGAAUCCCAAUGCUCAUCCAAGACCCACUUCCCAGGAUUUGGCGGGGUUUUGGGACAUGCUGCAGUUGUCCAUAGAAAAUAUUAGUAUGAAAUUUGAUGAACUUCAUCAGUUAAAGGCCAAUAAUUGGAAACAGAUGGAUCCUCUUGACAAGAAGGAGCGAAGGGCCCCUCCUCCAGUGCCAAAGAAGCCGGCGAAGGGCCCCGCGCCGCUGAUCCGGGAGCGCUCGCUGGAGAGCUCGCAGCGCCAGGAGGCCCGCAAGCGCCUGAUGGCUGCCAAGCGCGCCGCGUCGGUCCGCCAGAACUCGGCCACCGAGAGCGCGGAGAGCAUCGAGAUCUACAUCCCCGAGGCGCAGACCCGGCUCUGAGCUCCGCAGAGGACCGUCCCGCCGCCCUGCCCUCGGCCGCCUCCCCGUUCCCCUCCGUCUCUGAGCUCAGUGACCGCCACCGUCCUGGCGUAGUUGUCCACCUCGCAGGAGCCGCCCCCCCGAGCCGCCCCGCUUCCUGGACCGCUUGGCCCAUCUUCUCCACCGAGCUUUGCCCCCCUGUCCUGAAGCCUCAUGCAGACAUCCAAACCCUUUCUUUUCUGGAACAAGCAAACCCACCUGUGUAGAAAAGACACCUUGUAGGUCACUCACCUUCCUCAGUUCUUUCAAGCUAGUGUGUCCCUAGAACUCAGCAAUAUAAAACCAUAGGGUAUUUCAGAAACCCGGCAUCACACAGGGUGAUCCUCUGAGACUUAACCGUCUUCCACGUGAAAGAAACGAGGGCUCGCGUCCCUUUAUUUGCCCCCAAACAGUUAUUUUUACAAGCAGGCAGAUCGCUUUAUUUCUAAUAUCAGAAAUCACACCGUCUUGUCAGAAUCCAUGGUGACCAAGAGAGAGGGACCAAAGCUGACCUGGGGUUGGGGGCCUGGGUGUUGAGGAAAGAAGGGCAAAGUGUGUACCUUCGCAGCUGUACAAACUGCCUCUCUGGUACUUCAUUCAAACCGCUUCAGAUGUUUCAAUCAGCAGAAGAUUGUAAAUUCGAUCUUUCAGGGAAAUUAAUCUAUUCUGAAAGGCAAUAAAAUGAAGAAAGUUAAGGCAAAGGAAGGUUUAAGAUCCUAUAUAAGGAAUCUAUUUAUUUAUCUUACUAUUAAGAAAAUUUAGACCUGAAAUGUUUUAUCCACUUUUCUUGUACUCUGUGUAUUAUAAUGUCAUGGCCGUGGUUUUUAAAUGGGGGGGAGGAGGCGGGGGAGAAAGAGUUGGUUCAGGUAUUUUACUGCCCAAUCGCGUGGGCCCACUUAAGAUUUCACACACACAUAAGAACACUUCUGCUUCCGAAAGAUGGCAAAGUCAUUUCCAGAGAAGAGUUUCGGUUCCCUGCCACCCCUUCGAAGGCUACAUAUCUGUCUACUUUAGCCCAGCACAUCACAUUUCAGGGCUCUCCCCUCGCUCCCGUACAGGGUUCACGUGUUCCCAGCACAGGGUUUUCUCCUCUAGCAAAUGAAUAAACUUAAAAGGUUGUCUACCCCAGUUGCCAUGCCGCCUCAUUCCAAAGAGCUGCCAUCAUGACCCCGAAGUUCCAGGUAGAGAAGUCUUUCGAUCCGCAGGGACCAAGAGCUGUAAGGAGAAAGGGAAGUCGGCGCUCGUAAACGCUGAUAGAAAUCCGUGCUUUGGUUGGAUUCCAGACUUUCUCUUGGAUUGCAGGUUAGUCGUGGUGGAUAGCUGUGAGCACUGGCCUCCUGCUGAAGUCUUCAAACGCCCUUACUUGUAGCCGUUUAAACAUUCAGAAUGUGGCGAUCUGAAAGGGUCAGCCACAUACUAUGUCAAGCUUGCAACCUAAAGAAUUAGAAAUUUGCCAUUGAAAAAAUGGAAGUCUUGAAAGAAACAAACAAACAAAACGCUUGCACCAGAGACGCUUAAAAAAAAUACACUCUCAUAGCCAGGUGCUAAUUUAAUUUUCUUUACAAACUUCAGAGAAGCGAAGGGUCUGGGCAAGCACUAUUUUCAGACACACUCUAAAACCACUAGAGGAUUCGCUACCUCUCAGAGCCCUUGGUGCUCUGAGCUGCCUUUACUAACAGGGCACAAAUGUUCGCUCCCUGCUGUGGUUUACAAGAAAAGGGCUACUAACUUAUUAACAAAAACAACAGAACAACUUUUAACUAUGGCAGACAAAGUCAGUGCUUUCUCAACUGGAGCAGAAAUCCGUAGGCUUCAAGUAUUUGCUAGUUUCAAAAAAAAGACACUUUCUCUUUACAUACUGUGGGAAGUAUGCAGGAGUAAGGCCAACUGUCACCUUGGGUAGCCCGUGGUCACACUCACCCGAGAAAGACUGGAAUUCACAGGAAGCAGCCAUUCUAGACCCACUAUCAUGACUACAGCUCCCUGCCCUGAGGUAGAGUUCAGGUUCUAACGUGAUCCCAGAUACUCCUGCAGGGUUUUCUUUGGAAACUGAUUUAGCCCAGGCUGUUUUAAAGAGGGACGAGAGAAGGCCUAUUUAUCUUGUCUAAGUGAAUGGCAUUUGUAUAUUCAUAAGCUAUUUUUGGUAAGAAUUUUAAAUCUUUUAGCUGAACGCCUGCAGGGCAUCACAACCUUUGCCUUCCUGAAAAACGCAGUUUAAUCUGUACAAACACUUUAUAAAAAAAAAAAAAAGCUAAUUAUUGACGUUAGGACAUGACCCCCACACAAUACAGCUUGUUAUCCACUGGACCCGGAAACUGACAUCUUGUGAGCAUCACCUCUGUUGCAUUAUUCUUUUUGAUGUAAUUUGUAGAGAUGUUUUUUAGUUCAUAAUGAACAGCGUAUGUACCCUGAAAAAUUACUUAUUUUGUUUAACUUUGGUAUAAAGGUGUUGGGCAUUUUCUUGGGGCGGGGGGGGAUUACAAAAGAAAUUUUUCUCCCUCAUCAAAAACAACAAAAAAAUACGUUCAAAGAAAUUAAGUAUUUAUUAUAUUUUUUGCAGAUGUUUCCAUACAAUUCACAUAACCUUUUUGUAAAGAGAGAUGAAGAAAUGGAUUAAAGAUUUUUAAUAUUUGAAAUGGUAAAUAGAGCUAAUUUAUUUGUAAUAUAUUUCUGUUAUUUAUAGAUGUUCCCUUAAUGUUUUACUGUGCAGUAUGCUUUAAUUUAAGCCUUAUCUUUGUGAAUUUACCAUUUCUUUUUUAAGAACAUGUCUAGAUGCAUAUUUUAAAUAACUGGAAUGUAAAUCAUUAGCAUAUCUGAAUUCCCUAAUGUAAUUUUUAAAAAUUAUUUUGGUUUGGGGAAAAAAAAAGAUUCAUUUGAAAGCCUUCAGAUGGAGGGGUGGGGAAGAUUUUUAUGGCUUUCUGAAUUGGAAUUUCAUAGGCUUAUUUACCUAGAUUGUGUGUGGACAAAAAAAAAAAACCAACAAUCUGUAAAUACAUGAAUGUUUCCCAUAAUGUAAAAAGAAGGAAUUAAUAAAAUAAUCAAUGCACUGCUUUCAGGCUUGCGUGUUU
This is a messenger RNA of Chionomys nivalis (European snow vole), 6873 nucleotides long. It is a transcript of the gene Dlgap1, whose product is annotated as DLG associated protein 1. Gene Ontology annotation, biological process: signaling. The transcript is spliced from 15 exons. Gene Ontology annotation, molecular function: molecular adaptor activity. The record is from RefSeq and is a predicted model, not a curated record. Lineage: Eukaryota; Metazoa; Chordata; Mammalia; Rodentia; Cricetidae. The coding region runs from base 809 to 3787 and encodes 992 amino acids. Gene Ontology annotation, cellular component: postsynaptic specialization; glutamatergic synapse.